CGAGGUAUAAAACCGCCAUUUCCUUUUCAAUUUUACAUGAGCCUACAUUAAUAUCAAACUGCGAUCUUAUAAAUACUCGUAUAGGUUCCCUAAACAGGCGAUUUAUUUUCAUACAUCGCUAAAAUGAAAGUGACAAUUUUCGUAUUCUUGACUAUUCUUCAUUCAGGUUUACCCUUGUCGUGUUAUCAAUGUGACAAAGAGUUGUGCAAGAACAAUGCAACAUGGUCGGUGUUGAACGCCUGCGGUACGGCGAUUCUACCAAACAAAACCGCAAUACUCGAUCCAAACCCGGGAACCGCCAUUGACUUUCAGCAAGACGUAUUAGAGAAUUUUAGAUUGGGCGUUUGUGUGUCCGCCCAAUAUACAGAAAUCGAUGGAAAGACGUACACGGUGAAAUCUUGCAUAAUCGUCAACACAACCGAUCCAAAACCGGAGAACCAUUGCGAGACUUACCUGAACCAACCUACCCACGGACAAGUGAAGCCUUUAUACCGAAAUGUCCGUCACUGUCACAUUUGUCGCGAUAAGGACAUGUGCAACUCGGGAAAUUUAAGAGAUUUUAUGCUUUUCUUGCCCGUAACGUUUUUAUUCAAUGUCUUCUUAUUUAUUUAGAUAACUAAUGAUUAAUUUCUACUUAUGAACUUAACUUGAAAUUUUACACUAUGUUAGUUCAAUAAAAGUUUAUAGCUCA
Messenger RNA from Anthonomus grandis grandis, 691 nucleotides. RefSeq lists its product as uncharacterized. The record is from RefSeq and is a predicted model, not a curated record. Lineage: Eukaryota; Metazoa; Arthropoda; Insecta; Coleoptera; Curculionidae. The transcript has 3 exons. The coding region runs from base 124 to 612 and encodes 162 amino acids.